AUGGCCAGACCGCCUCCCGAGUCGUGCUUCGGGCGCCUGGGUGAUGCGCUACGGGUGUUGGCCCGGGACCUUCUCGGCACCGUAGCUCGGGGGGAGGAUGAGGUGGUGGGCUGGGAAGGGCUCUGGUUCUGCGCCUGGGCCGCGCCUACAAAGGCCCUUACGAGCUUCAUGGGGGUGAAGAUACCGUCACAGCUGGCCCUAGGCAUGGCUACUCUGAGCUAUGACCCUGUAGCCUGGGGAGCCCUGGGCAUCAUGCUGGCCAGCUCGGCAGUCAUCUCCUCCCGCGCGCAGAAGUAUCAGAACGAGGAGCAGGUGGUGGCCACUUGUGCUGCCAAGGUCCUGUCCACCUCGGCCGCAGCUCAGCUGGCCGUGUGUGCGGCGGAAGCGGUGCACCAUCUGCAUCCCCUGGCGCUGUCCCUGCCCAUCUCCUCACCCUUCCUGGCCGCGCGGUUCUUGCAAGACUGGGCCAUCCUCCCCAUCUGGCUGCGAGGACUGGGCACGGCCUCGCAGCAGCCAGCUGUGGUCGAGAGGGUCAGCAGGUUCUGCGUCGUCGGCGUGCUCUUCCAAGCGGGGGCCGCCAUCUGGGCCGACAAUCUGAUGGUGGCCUGCGGGCUGCUUGCGCCCGCGACGCUUUGCAUCUCCGCCGCCUCCUUCCAGGUGCUCCUCCGUCUGAAGGGCCCCCAGCAUCUCGAGGGGCUGCAACUGAGCAGCAUCCUGCUGUCCCUCUACAUGCUCUUCAGCGGCUUCCUGGAAGUUCUGGGCAUCAGCCACGCCGCGACGGAGCCCCAGAUGCUCGCAGAGUACGCGGUGCUUGAUGUCCUUGCCAAGGUGACCAGCUGCCAUAUCCUAACGAAGAGCAUGGGACACGCUUCUGACCGAGUGGUGUCCGUUACUGGAGACUGCGUGGGCCAGCGUCAGCAGCAUCCGCACAGUUUGAAUGAGUUCCGCGACGCCCUCGAGGAGGCUGCGCGCCUCCAGGCAUUACAGGGCGACAGCUCCUGA
Symbiodinium natans is the source of this 1002-nucleotide messenger RNA. NCBI's taxonomy places the organism in Eukaryota, Dinophyceae, Suessiales, Symbiodiniaceae. The record is from the annotation of a GenBank genome assembly.